AUCCUUAUCAUUGCUAAUGUCAUCCCUAAUGUGAAAUGCACACCAUCACAACAGUUGGUUCAAACAAUAACAAAUUCAAAUAAAAUUGUUUUGAUUUUGUAUGUAAAACGAUCCGUAUUAUAAUUACACAUUUAAAAUGUGCUCGACCUCAGGAGGAUCUUGGAUCAAUGCCAUCUUCGACGAGGUGGCCCUAGAGGGCUUGGAAGGAGCGACAUUGCCCUAUCUCUGGGAAUUGUUGUCGCGGCGUCUUAAUUUCGCACCAAAUCCAUUGCCUGAUCGAAUUCUGAAUCAGGUGUGGACGCUGCUUGUAAAGUCUCCUGCGCACAAAGUUCAGUUUUUCGAGUUGCCCGCGCCUCGUCCUUUACUGCCUUAUUACGAUCGCCUAAAUGAUCUGGACAAGGAUGUGGGCUUUCCAGUGGUGCCGGAUAAAUGCCCCUUUCAGUUCCUCACCAAUGCGCCAGUGCAGGAAGGUGGCAUUAUGGGCAGCUGCGUGGACUUCAAGACCCGGAAGCUGAUUCCGGCUAGCGAUCUCAUGAAGCUGAGCUGCUCCCAGGCCACCGAGCAGUGGGACACCCGAUUGGUGGUAGUCGCUUCACAGGAACUCCGCAAUGCAGCACUGUCGCCCAGGCACAUGUUGUUGCCAAAGGAAAUGUCGCUGCGGAACUACGUAUAUCUGGAGGCCGUCGGGCGCACCCGAUACAGCGGACAUACCACGGCCGGUCCUUGGUCCUUGAUUCACUACUGCCGUGAUCCUGGCUUUGUGUUCUACAUCAAGAACAAGCUACUGGGUCUGCAACUGAUUACCGCCCAGACGUAUGUUGAGCAAAACAAGGGCCGACUCCUGACGUCGUCGCUGCUGUUGUUACCUCGUUUCCACCGGAUCUACAAGAACCGAACACAGGAGAAUCUGGAAAACUUGUACUUCGAAAUAGUGCGUACCAGUGAGAAGCACUUUCCCGUCUCCGAGAUAUGCGCCCGCCUCGGCAACCCGCCCCAUCUGAAGACGAAGAAGUUGCUGGUUACGCAUGGGUUCCGAAAGUUUUUCGAAACCAAACAGGUGGAUCGCGGGCCCCCGCCUCUAACCAAAUCGGGAAAGGUGUCGAAGUCAACCAACCACAUGGUGACCGUAGUGCAGCUCCGAAAUCCUGACAUGCAGGUGAUGGAUCUGUAUCAAAACACCAGCGACGGCGGCGAAGAGAAGACGGUACCGGAAUUCGUCGACCUGCGUCACUGCCUGCUGGAUAUACCGCCGGAGGAGGAGAUUGUACGGGCACUAUCUCGAUUUGGCCAACGCGGACUCACCGCCUCUGAAAUAUCCAUGUACACUGGCAUUAAUUUCAAUACCAUGCGCCACUUUAUCAAGCAUUUGCAGAGUUCCAAUUUGGCCAAGGCCUACUCGGAGCACGCCGGCAAGAGCCGUCAAUAUCGGUUCGUUGCAACCGAGCAUGUUGCUGCGUCCGAGAAGAAAAAGACACUCAAGCAAAAGGAGGAGGAAAUUAAGUGCAAGGACGAACCGAAUGUUCCUGAAAACGUUGCCCUUCCGAUUAGGGACGUGCCGGAGAUUGUGGCGAACAUCCGGCCCGCCGUGUUUAAGGUGAAACUGACGAAAGUGACCAACCAAACGCAGCGGCUGAUUGACCGUCAGAAGCUGAUUGUAAACCUCCUCGACGAACUGUGUAUUGUGCACCUGCACGCGCUGACGAAACGCAUCCAGCAGAUAGAACGCAUUGCUGGCUUUAAGGACGCCAUUUGUCGGCGCUCCUUACAUCGCCUACUGCUUCCCAUGAUCAAAGACAAGAAGGUGAACGCCUAUGAUCUUACGCUACAGUAUGGUCAGCGAGUUCGGCUCUACCGCUUCGCCACACACCCGAAAAUAGAAAUAGAGCACCUUGUGGUGAAACGCGAAAUUCUCAAGUUGAAGAGCAACUUCCAUCUAAUGACGGAGGAGCAACUAAAGCGACCCUCGCAGCUACUGCCAAAGGAACGCAAGGAGGUGCUGGCGCGUCGCAAACAGAUGGCCGAGCGGAUUCCAAGUCUGCCGGUGUCCAAGACGCGGGCCCCAAAGCUGCUGCUGGCUAGGACACUGCACGAGUUCCUGUACUACCUACAGCACGAGCUGGACCGUGAUCAGAAACCUUUGGACAUGUCUGCCGAUCUGGUCCAGCAGUGGCAGAAGACAGAGCCGUCGCUGCAGCCUCGACAGUUUCUGGAAGAAUGGACGGCGGAGGAGAAUGAAAAAGUCCUGCCCUACACCUCCGACAUCAGUUGGCGCACCUUUAUUCCGCCUCUUCCGCGUUAUGAGGAUAAGCCAUCGGGAUGGCUGUACUUUAUGGACGCCAUGGACCGAAUGCCGCUGUCGCUGUUUCUCCGCAUCUGCAGAAUUGAUCGGGAGGCGAACGACCAGCUUCGUCUGCAGCUGCAGCACCCCAUCCGUCAGCACUACAUGCUCCAUCAGUUGCGAUUGCAGGCCAUUGUGCCGCGCCUGAAACUGCAGCAGCUCUACGUGGGAACACUGCGACUAUUGAACAACAUGGGUCUCAUCCAGGUCAGCGAGUGCAAAGUUGGCCGAGAUUAUUUGCAGCGCUGGGUGUUCCUCAACCGCCGGAGCCGCCUACUGGACACCACUGCCAGUACCGAGCAAAACUACAAGAAGGUCAGCGCAGAUCGCACCUACACUCAGCUGGAUUUUGAGUUCUGCGACAAGGAACAGGUGGCCCAAUACUGGGCCAAACUGCAGCACAUCUGCAUCUACACAAAGCUGGGCUAUCGGAACCACCUGAAAGUUCCCAACCGAAUGCCAGCCCCGCGGCUGGAGAAUCUGGCUUUUACGCCGGCAGUGGAUUUUGACGAGGCGGUGGAGAGGGACAACGGAUCAGUGCCGGGUGACAACCUGGGAGCCGCUGGGUUGGGCUCGCACUUGUACGCUCACCAGUUCCGACACUGGUCGUGGGUGCAGCGGCAGAACGGGCCAGCGCGACCGUUGGUUGGCACGAAGAAGUCCAAGAAGAUGUUGGGCAACAGGCGAACCACUGUGCGAAUAAAGGUGAGCAACCGGGCCGGGGUUCGCAAGCAGAUCAGUGGUCUGUCUGGCACCAAGUAUCCCAAGAAGAAGAGCGGGCCGAGGGACGACAUCGACCGGGAUGCGUUGCGCAACAUGCGCACUCUUCGUGUGAAGUGGUCGCCCGAUGAAGAUCGUCUGCUGUGGAUUGGCCGAGCAGUGUAUACAUUCUUCGAUGCGCCCGUUCUAACCCUGGCCUUGUGCGACGUCGGUCUCGUAUGCCGGGAUUUGAUCCGCCGGUACCUGGGUAUCUGCAACAAGACCACUCAGGCCGUCGUGCGGCGGAUUCAGUUCAUGAUGAAGACCAAGCGCGACGCUCCGGACAUGGCCGGUUGGAUCUACAUGAUGCAGACGCAGCCGCAGUUCCGGGACGUCUACAACGAAAACUUCCUCAGCGAGCUGAAGCGGGAGUACCCCAACAAAUCCGAAUUUCACGAUGUCCUGAUGGUACAUUUUGUUCUGGUGAUGACUAAACUGUAUCGCAUUGUGUCCAAGUCGCAACGAUCCAUGCGCACUCAGUUCCUGCUGCCGGAUACGCUGGAUUCAAUUCAAACCCGAUGCCGGCCAACAGUGGAGGAGCCACAACUGUACCAUCAGGAUCCCACCUCGGAGACAGAGCUGCAGGUGGCAGUGGCUCACGGGGUGCUCCACAGUACUGUGUGUUGUGCGAAGGAUAAGACACUGUUGAACUUGCAGACCUUCGAGAUCUACAAGCACUUCUCUGAAGAGGUGCUGAACGAGGCGUUCAACAAAGCGCGGGCCGACUCUCUGAUCGUGGCGGUGAAGCGCCGCAAUAUCCAGUGCGUCUCCAGCCGCCAGAUCACCGGCCCAGGGCAUCUGCUCAGCUCGAAGUACAAGUACCGCUUCAACUACACCAAGCUGCCUCACACCGUUUACGAGGGAUACUUCGAACUGGAUCGAAAACUGGUAGCGGAGGGGGAUCUGCAACUUUCCUCGCCGCACUUUGCCCAGCUCCUGCUCAUCGGCGAGUGGUCGGCCCGUCGAAGGCUGGUCCUGACGCUGCAGCUGCCAACCAACAUCCUGACAGUCGACACCACCACGAUAGCGAGGCAGAACGUCUGCUCCUCAGACCGAAUUCUGGAUCACUUCAGCUGCAUUUUCGACAACGCUCCGCAGACGGAGUUCUCCAAGCGGCUGGAGAGCGAGUGCAGCGCCCGUCCCUUGUCGCGGGUACGCUUCCAUCCCGCGAAUCUGAGCUACCGACUCCCCGCCAGUGCAUAUAACCAGCUAUCUAAGCUGCCACUGCGCGCCAUGCACUUUUUUUGUGCUCUGGACGCCUUGGGCGAGUCGGUCACCAUAAAUGUGGCCCGUUUGGAAGUGGGGGAGUGUCCCUUUGUCAACUGCAUCAUGCGCAGUAGUAACUACCUGAACGCGGUGGAGCGGAUCGCCCAUGAACAGCGACCGGUUCUGCGCCAGCUGGUGGCUGAUUCCUUGGCCUCCUCCCAGUCCCUGCAACUGGAUACUCUCACGGCGGACACAGCCCUUACGAUGACCAUCGCGAAUUUUAUGCCGUUUACACAGCAGUUGGAAAUGCACUGGCGGCAGCAACAGCUGCCUUUGGAGACUAAGGACCUGGGUCGUGCCCUGGCUGAGCAAAACCGGACUAAACUCACAGACUGGCGAUCCAUUUGCGCUGAACUUCUCGAGGAUGAGACUCAUGCCUGGGAUACGGACAGGGUGCAGGAGUACGAGCCAGCGCUGAACAAGGAGGAACGCGCCCGGGCGCAGGAUGUUUUUGUUGUACACCUUCCGACGAUUGAUAUUCGGGUUGCGGAAAGCUCGGAACAGCAACAGCUUGCCAAGCAGGAGAUGGAUGCUCUGCGGUCGGCGGUGCUCGAUAAAGUAUUGAAGGCUGCUUACUGGCAGUACACAGAGAACACCUUCGAUACUUUGCGACCCAUCCUGCUGGAAAAAGGACACAAUAGCAGUGCCACUCGGCAUAUGGAGGACAUUCUCCAUCACAUCGAUCAGCAUCCGCUGGGUGUGCAAGGACUGGAGCUGCGAAGGAUCUUUCCUCUUGGCGAUUUUCUGCUCGAAGCUCUCCAACUUCUGGCCGAGCACGACCUCGUGAAGAGGGUGGGUGUAGUCAGCCAUAUGUAUGUGCAUAAAAACCACAUACGCAACUGGGUGGUACACACCUUCCACAUCAAGCGGCUGGAGAGGGAACGAGUUCAGACCCUGGUGGCGGCAGCGCCCGCAACUCUGCAAGCAGUCGUCGGCCACAAGCGCCGGCUGGAGGCCCUAGAAGCCUCCAGUAGCCCAGUGCCCGAAAAGAAAUCAAAGCUGGAGGAGCAGAACAGUACGGAAAGUGAGAGCGACGAGGUUGAGGGAUCAGCCCCAAAGCGUCCCAGGAGGAACACGAGAAAAAAGGAUCCCCCGGCAAAUCAAGCUAAUCGUCCGCUAGAAGCUCAGCGAGACGCGAUUGCUAUGCGGCCGCAGCCAUGGAUCCGGGUGAAUGCAUCUCUCAAUCGGCGUGUCCUGGACCGUUGGUUGAGCACCAUCCUCGGUGAUUGCCUUUUACGUUUUGGCUGCACUGUCCAGUCGGUUUUCUUCCGCUUUCCGCACUUGGUUCCGGUGGACACCAUGUUCCUGCUCGAGCUGCUCGGCCAAAUCGGCUGCUUACAUCUCAUGGAAAUAAGACCGCACAAAGUGCACGUGGAGACGCUUCUGAGCGAGGACGGGCCAGACGAGGAGCAGCUUGUUACGGAACUGUAUGACCCGGCACAGACAUACAUUCAAGUGCACGGCGAUGCUAUCGGGCGGCUCACUAGCUUCAUAGGUCUAAAAAAAUACAGCACCGAGUUCGUAUAAGACAUUGUUGGCUUUCGAAGAUCGAAUAAGAAUUAGUAAACCCAUUUUGAAACGCAGAAUGUAUCAAGAUAAGAAUAUUAAAAAUA
This is a messenger RNA of Drosophila ananassae, 5976 nucleotides long. RefSeq names its product general transcription factor 3C polypeptide 1. The record is from RefSeq and is a predicted model, not a curated record. The transcript has 6 exons. Gene Ontology annotation, molecular function: DNA binding. Lineage: Eukaryota; Metazoa; Arthropoda; Insecta; Diptera; Drosophilidae. The coding region runs from base 137 to 5890 and encodes 1917 amino acids. Gene Ontology annotation, biological process: transcription initiation at RNA polymerase III promoter; 5S class rRNA transcription by RNA polymerase III. Gene Ontology annotation, cellular component: transcription factor TFIIIC complex.